ACGAAAUUGGCUCAAGCAAGCUCAAACCUCUACAUCACAAAAAGACGAUAUUACACCGCCUGCCGAUGACAGCAGCGAACCCCGCCCUACAACCUCACUCUCACCGCAUGACACCCACUCAAACACCGGCGAUAAAUCCCAGCAAGUGCCGCGGCCGAUGGUGCCGACGCCGCCGAGUGACCUAGGUGAUGAAGAGCCCUUACAGCGCCCACUUUAGUCAACUUUGUGGAAAGGUUGGUGACAGCAACUUCUCCACCAUGUACACCUGCAAAGACUAGCACCAUCGCCAUGUCCUCCAAACAGUCAAUAAUCACAGGCGUUCCCAGAGAGGACACAUUAAAAGCUGAGAUCCUGUGGUGUUUGAACAUGAUGGAGUCUCACUACUCUUUCAAUUCCAGUGAAGGGACAGGUGUGCUAUUUUCUGCAAUGUUUCACGACAGUGCAAUUGCGAAGACUUUUGCCUGUGGAGCAACAAAGUCCAUGUACAUUUGCAAGCAUGGUUUGGCUCCGCAUUUCAAACACUUGUUGUGCAAAAAACUUUCUUCUGGUAGGGAGGACUAUGUACUUCUCUUUGAUGAGAGCCUUAACAGAAAAACACAAUCAAAGCAAUGUGACUUUCAUGUCUGUUUAUGGGAUGGGAACAAAGUUGUGACAAGAUUUUAUGACUCAAAAUUCAUGGGACACGCAACUGCAGUAGACCAUAAAUCAGUCUAUAAGAGGAGUACUGAAAAUCUGCCAAAAGAAAACAUGGUUCAGAUCUCCAUGGAUGGACCAAAUGUGAAUUGGUCUUUUUAUUCAAAGGUUGACAAAUCCCUCCAAGAUACUCAUAAUGUGCACCUUAUCAAUAUUGGCAGCUGCGGCCUCCAUAUUGCACACGGAGCCUUUCUGAGAGGAGUGGAAGGGACAGACUGGAAAGUUGGCAGCAUAUUGCAAUCCAUGCACCAGCUUCUGAGCGAUUCUCCAGCUCGUAGAGAAGAUUAUUUCAACAUAACAGGAUCAGGUUCCCCAACACCACUAAAGUUUUGCAGGACAAGAUGGCUGGAAAAUGUGCCUGUACUAGAAAGGGCAUUGGAAGUUUUACCACACAUGGCUGCAUAUGUCAAUGCUGUUAAAGAGCAACAUGCAGUUGAGGGUUUAGUUCCGGCCACGGAUAUUACCUGCCUGACGCUCCAUCCCGGCUUUGAUGCAUGUUGCCUCAACCCGUUUUCGCUGCAGGUAGCAUACCUCAACUUCAGGCAGGAGCAUGGCCCUCUCCAAGUCAACAGACCAGAGUAUGUUUAG
Molecule: messenger RNA, 1281 nt
Organism: Xyrauchen texanus (razorback sucker)
Lineage: Eukaryota; Metazoa; Chordata; Actinopteri; Cypriniformes; Catostomidae
Exons: 4
Coding region: 289-1281 (330 amino acids)
Source: RefSeq, a predicted model, not a curated record